Messenger RNA from Diospyros lotus (date-plum), 654 nucleotides. RefSeq lists its product as uncharacterized. The coding region runs from base 52 to 399 and encodes 115 amino acids. The record is from RefSeq and is a predicted model, not a curated record. The transcript has a single exon. Lineage: Eukaryota; Viridiplantae; Streptophyta; Magnoliopsida; Ericales; Ebenaceae.
AGUGAUGCCCAAGAAAUUGUGAGGGAGUUGAAGAAGAAGAAAGAAAGAAAGAUGGGUAAGGGAGCAGCAGCUUGCUCAAACUCUGUUGGCUACUCCAUGGCUUCUGCAGCAGCGAUGCCAAUUCAUAGGCCAAACAGCAAGCACCAACAAGAGAUGAUCAGUGGAAUUGGCAAUACUACUACUACCACCAAUACCGCUAUAUCAUCUUCAGAGAUGAAGCAGUGUGGCAGCUGCUCAUUCCAGAUGCCACUGCACUAUCCAAGGUACAAGAAAGUUGACUACGAGUCCAUGCCAGAGUGGAAACUCGACUGCCUCUUAUCGCAGUAUGGCCUGCCUGUUUCUGGAGAUGUCACCCACAAGAGGAACUUCGCCAUGGGAGCCUUUCUUUGGCCUUCCUAGAACUGAUCAUCCAUCCAUCCAUCCAUCUAUCUAUCUCUAUGUGUGUAUGUAUAUAUAUAUAUAUAUAUAUAUAUAUGAUCCUGACAAGCUUGGCGAGUUUGAUGAAGUUUACAUAUAGACGAUAGUUUUGUUAAAAGUUUAGAUAUAACACUACUUGUUAAAUAAAAUAUGACAGUUUUCUCUAUGUACACACCUUAUGUUUAUGUAAUCAAUUGAUGGGAGUUAAAUAAAUCAGUCGUUUGUUUGAGUGUCUAA